UAUUCCUCUUUCCCACUCAUCCAUUCUCCACUUAUUUCCAGCCUGUUUUUUCCUUGCCUUUUCUUCCCUACACCAUAUAACCCUCUGCAUAUCUUCCUUUCAUUUUUCUCUCUCAAUACAUACCAAAUGCCACUUCAAAACCAAAACAGUCUACAACCAAUAACCAACAGACGAUCAGCAUGGAUCCUUGCCAGUUUCUUAGGAUAGUGAUCAGGAACUUGGCGAUCAAGUUCUCGAGUUCGAGUUUGAAUUCAAACUCAAACUCGUGUUAUUGUAAGUUAAAAAUUAAGGGUUUUCCCGAACAGGCCGCUACGGUCCCUGUUAUCCCUCGGGAUGGUUCACAUCCCGAGGCUCAAGUACAAAACGUAUCGGCCUGUUUUAAUCUGACUAAGACAGAUUUAGAAAGCUUAAUAAAAUCAAAAUCAACAACGAAUUCAUCGAGGAAGAAUAAUAAUGGUGGUCUUAGUAGUAGUACUAGGUUAACUCUUAAGAUGGAGGUGUACACUACCAAGUCUCCAAACGGGUGCGGGUUUGGAUCAUCCGGGAAGUUAUUGGGUACUGUUUCUGUUCCGUUAGAGUUAAGUCAACAAGUUAUUGAAGGGAAAACGAGUACAGUGAUGCAAAACGGGUGGGUUUUAGUUGGGGAGAAAAAGAAAAAAGGGUUAAACCCACACCUUUAUUUAAGCGUAAAGGCUCAACCCGACCCGAGAUUUGUAUUUGAGUUUGAUGGUGAACCCGAAUGUAGUCCACAAGUUUUUCAAGUUCAAGGGAAUAUUAAACAGCCUGUUUUUACUUGCAAAUUCAGUUUCAGGCAUUCUGGUGAUUACAAUAAUUCGACAUCAAGUUCAGCAAUGUCAGAGCCAAGCACCUCUAGAAGUUGGCUAGGCACACUUAAAGCUGAUAAGGAUCAUCACCAGCAAAACCAAGUAAAAGAGCGCAAAGGGUGGUCCAUUACUGUUCAUGAUCUGUCUGGGUCCCCUGUCGCGGCUGCGUCGAUGGUAACCCCGUUCGUCCCUUCGCAAGGGUCCGACCGAGUAAGUCGGUCGAACCCUGGCGCUUGGUUGAUCCUACGCCCGGGGGAUAACACUUGGAAGCCUUGGGGCCGGCUCGAAGCAUGGCGAGAGCGGUCCGGGCAUGGGUCGGAUGGGCUCGGGCACAAGUUUGAGCUUCUACCCGAUGCUGGUCCUAUUGCAUCUGCAAUGGGACCAACCGGGAUUACCCUAGCCCAAUCUUCGAUCCCAACACGGUCAGGAGGCAAGUUCAGCAUCGACGUAACCACGGGUCCUUCACCCGCCGGAAGCCCAAACAGUAGUUUCGACUUUGGAUCAUGGACAGGGUCAGGGUCGGGAUCGUCGUCCGGGUCAGAAGUCGGGCCGGUAACGGGCUGGUGGCCGGGUUUUAUGUACAAAGGAUUUGUGAUGUCAUCAACAGUAGGAGGGGAAGGAAAGGGUAACAAACCAGUAGUGGAAGUUGGGGCCCAGCACGUUACAUGCACAGAAGAUGCAGCAGCAUUUGUGGCCUUAGCAGCAGCAAUGGAUCUAAGUAUGGACGCAUGUAGACCAUUUUCUCAGAAAUUACGGAAAGAGCUAAGACAACAGAGUGGGCAAUUUGUCGUUUGACAUUGUAAAGUUUGUCGUUUUGCAUGCAGAUGAGAUGGAUUCUGGGUGCUCUGUACUUAAUUGUUCUUUUGUUCAAUUUUUUAUGGUUAAUUUUGGAGCUUGUAGGUAACGGCUUUUCUUUAUGUAUAGUUAAAACUUUGCCACACUUUUAGCAUCCUAUGAGUGCAGGAAUUGCAAAUUGAAAUGAAAGAUUUUUGUCCAUA
Amaranthus tricolor (Joseph's coat) is the source of this 1822-nucleotide messenger RNA. RefSeq lists its product as uncharacterized. The record is from RefSeq and is a predicted model, not a curated record. The transcript has 2 exons. Lineage: Eukaryota; Viridiplantae; Streptophyta; Magnoliopsida; Caryophyllales; Amaranthaceae. The coding region runs from base 180 to 1619 and encodes 479 amino acids.